UCCCCGCCGGUGGGCAAGGGUCGGGCGGCCUCGCGGCUGCGCCCCGGUAUUUCCCGUUCGCCGGCCCGUUUCGCGCAGGCGCGCGCGGCGGCUACGAGUUGGCGCGUCGCGCGGGCGGCGGCGGCAUGGGGCUGAGCCGGGUGCGGGCUGUCUUCUUCGACUUGGACAACACGCUCAUCGACACGGCCGGGGCGAGUCGGAAAGGCAUGUUGGAGGUGAUAAAGCUCUUACAAUCAAAAUACCAUUACAAAGAAGAGGCUGAAAUCAUCUGUAACAAAGUUCAAGUUAAGCUCAGCAAGGAAUGUUUUCAUCCUUCUAAAAGCUGCAUUACUGACCUCAGGACUUCACACUGGGAAGAAGCAAUCCAGGAAAUAAAAGGUGGUGCGGCCAAUAGGAAAUUAGCUGAAGAAUGUUAUUUCCUGUGGAAAUCUACACGUUUACAGCAUAUGACACUAGCAGAAGAUGUCAAAGCCAUGCUCACUGAACUUCGAAAGGAGGUCCGCCUACUUUUAUUAACAAAUGGAGAACAGCAGACCCAGAGGGAGAAGAUCAAGGCUUGUGCCUGUCAGUCCUAUUUUGACGCUAUUGUUGUAGGUGGAGAGCAGAAAGAGGAGAAACCGGCACCUUCCAUAUUUUAUUACUCCUGUGAUCUCCUUGGAGUACAGCCUGGGGACUGUGUGAUGGUUGGUGACACACUAGAAACCGAUAUACAAGGAGGCCUCAAUGCAGGGCUGAAGGCAACAGUCUGGAUAAAUAAAAAUGGAAUGGUGCCGUUGAAGUCAUCCCCCAGGCCGCAUUAUAUAGUUUCUUCCGUGCUAGAGUUACCUGCUCUCUUACAAAGUAUAGACUGCAAAGUCAGUGUGUCUGCUUAAAGCACAGAAAAGGGUACGCAGUGAGGUUGAGGGACCAGUCUGUCUUGCUGUGGAUGAGUGCAAGCCACAUGGCCCCAGAAGUCACUUUCCUGGAAGUUGCCUUGGUGUGGCCUAAUCGUGCUGCCCGCAUCUGUUGUCUGCUGACUGGAUAGUUUCACCCAUAUGAUGAAAACUAGUAGAAAAUUAGGUUUUGCUAUGAACCAUUUCCAGAGUGCCAUUUUAAUACUUGACUGGCUCUUUUUGGUGUCACCAUCUGCCUUAAGUCUCCUGUUUUUAAAAUUUUGGGAACUAUGUCAUUGUUUCACAGAUUUCUGUAUCCAUUUCAGAGUUUGCUUUGAGCUUAGUAAUUGAAACUCCAUAGGGAGGCAUCUUGCAACUAGAAAAAUGUCUCAAGACCAUUAGGCUAGAAAGUCUCAUGAUUUCACCAGCCAAACUUAGAGUAAAAUGGUUAAUUAAGGAAAAAAGAAAUAAUGAUUAGGGUUGUUUUUUGGUAGGGUGUUUUUUUUAACUUUUGUAUAGGAAACUACUAGUGUAAGAUGUUCGGUAGUUGGGGUAUAUUUAGCUAGGGCUCCUUCAAGUAUUCUGCGAAGAACAGGAUCCUCUGCCAUUGUGCAUGUGCCUGUUGCGCUUCUCACUCUUAAUUUUUAAAAAUGUGAUUGUGCCCUUGACUGUUCGCUCUGAAGCUGAACGUUUGUGGACAGGGAAUGUUUGUGUAUAGCUCUUCCAGGUACGGUGUCCAUGUGACCUCAAUUAUAAUUGUAGCUAUUUGAAAAUUGUUAAGUUGGAGGAUGUUGACAGGAAAAUAGUUGUGUGCAUGAUUUCUCCAGUGGGCUGAGUGUGGUGCUGAGAGCUUGUCCUUUCAGCUCACCCACAGGAUGGGUCUAGACAUGGCACGUUCACUGUGCUCACUGAGAAGGCUCAUUGCUCCCAGAUCACGGCAGCAGACCUCCUAGGAUGUUAUAUGAGCAGUUCGUCAGCAAAAGUGAUGUGGCGGGGAAUGAAAUAAUUGAGUUUUUGGUAAUGUAAUAUUACAUUCCAUUUGCACUUUUCCUUAGGGAAGAACUUUGUGGUUUUCUGCCUUCUGAGUGGAAUGUUACAGAAGAUAUUAAGAAAUCUUGGAAUAGACCUAUUUUAUUAAUAAUGUUUUUGUUUUAGAAUAAUAUUUUGUUUUUCGUAGUUUCCCAUACUCCUAGAAAGCCAUAAAUUCUCAAUUGUCCAGAGGCUCUCCCAAACACUCAUUACAGAGGAAGGCCUAGAGUAGACACGAGUGGAUGCUGCCCCUGGAACACUGACACAAUGAUGGAUGUUUUCUGGUUCCAUACACAUGUCCACCCACUGGUGCAUGAACAUCUUAGAUAUGGUGGUGCCCUGGACCCAGCAAGUGUGAAUAUUGUAGGAAAGACAGUUUUCUUAGUUACAGAGGGACUUGGUUUAGCACUUUCAGAUUUCUUGGCAACCCACAAUAGGAAACAUUUUCUGUCACAACCCAUUAAACACAUUUAUAGUGAACAUUUAGUUAAUAUCAGCGUGUGUAUAUUAAA
Aethalodelphis obliquidens (Pacific white-sided dolphin) is the source of this 2413-nucleotide messenger RNA. RefSeq names its product N-acetylneuraminic acid phosphatase (gene NANP). The record is from RefSeq and is a predicted model, not a curated record. Gene Ontology annotation, biological process: dephosphorylation; N-acetylneuraminate biosynthetic process. Lineage: Eukaryota; Metazoa; Chordata; Mammalia; Artiodactyla; Delphinidae. The coding region runs from base 126 to 872 and encodes 248 amino acids. Gene Ontology annotation, molecular function: N-acylneuraminate-9-phosphatase activity. The transcript has 3 exons.